CUUUUUUUUUUCUUUUUUCUUUUUAUUCUAUAAAUAAAUUAUUAUUAUUAUAUACACGUAUAACUAUGAAUCAUACCAAUAAUCAAAAAGCAGCUCAUAGUGCACCUGGUUUUGAACUGGGUAUAUCUGAAGAUCGCAAUAAACGUUGUCGUCGAACCAUGGAAGACGCUCAUACGUUUGUAUUUGAUUACAUGGGUGUACCUCGCCAAGGAUUCUUUGCUAUUUUUGAUGGACACGCAGGCAAAGCAACAGCAGAAUGGUGUGGUGCUAAUUUUGAUAAAGUACUUGCACAAGUGAUUGAAUCCAGCACAAGCCAAGAUUCUGUACCGGAGAUUUUAAACAAAGCCUUUUUAGCUGUCGAUCAUGAAGUCAAUCAACGUGAAGGUAAAUUCUCUGGCUGUACUGCUAUUGUUGCAUUUGUGAAAGUAGUGGGAGACAAGCGUAUGCUAUAUACGGGUAAUGUAGGUGAUGCGCGUGCAGUAUUAAGUCGCCAAAACAAAGCAGUUCGACUUUCGUAUGACCACAAAGGAUCUGAUUCUCAAGAAGCAAAGCGUAUUAUGGAUCUUGGAGGAUUUAUGAUGAAUAAUCGUGUCAAUGGUGUCUUGGCUGUCACACGAUCCUUAGGAGACAGUGUGAUGAAGGAAUUCGUGGUUGGUAAUCCAUUUACGACUGAAACUGAGUUAAGUGCAAAUGAUGAUUUCUUAAUUUUAGCUUGUGAUGGGCUAUGGGAUGUGUGUGAUGAUCAAGAUGCAGUUGACCUCAUCAAAGAUAUACAAGACCCUCAAUUAGCUAGUCAAAAACUAUUAGAUCAUGCUCUUGCUAACUUUAGUACUGACAAUUUAAGUGUCAUGGUCAUUCGCCUUAAAUAAUUACUGUGUACUCUCUCUCUCUCUAUAUAUAUAAAUUUUAUUGUUUAUUGUUAUUAUUAUUUUAUUCAAGUGACACUGUAUCUACAAUGAUUGCAGUCACUGUAUAGGUU
Messenger RNA from Gilbertella persicaria, 979 nucleotides. RefSeq names its product phosphatase 2C-like domain-containing protein. Gene Ontology annotation, molecular function: cation binding; protein serine/threonine phosphatase activity. The record is from RefSeq and is a predicted model, not a curated record. Bases 66 to 869 code for a protein of 267 amino acids. Gene Ontology annotation, biological process: protein dephosphorylation. Lineage: Eukaryota; Fungi; Mucoromycota; Mucoromycetes; Mucorales; Choanephoraceae. The transcript has 5 exons.